Molecule: messenger RNA, 195 nt
Organism: Phytophthora sojae
Lineage: Eukaryota; Oomycota; Peronosporomycetes; Peronosporales; Peronosporaceae
Exons: 1
Molecular function (GO): protein dimerization activity
Source: RefSeq, a predicted model, not a curated record
CCGAUGGAGUGGUGGGCCUGGGUUGGAAUUAUCAACUACCCGCUGGUCUCUUUGAUUGCUGAGCGAGUGUUCACGAUUACGACCUCUUCGGCAUCAGCCGAGCGUGCAUGGAGUAUUCAUGGGUACAUUUGCUCUAAGCGCCGAGGCAGUCUCGGCAACGAGAAGGCGCACAUGUUGGCCUCCAUCUACUCCAAC